This is a messenger RNA of Kickxella alabastrina, 2496 nucleotides long. RefSeq lists its product as uncharacterized. The coding region runs from base 208 to 2367 and encodes 719 amino acids. Lineage: Eukaryota; Fungi; Kickxellomycota; Kickxellomycetes; Kickxellales; Kickxellaceae. The record is from RefSeq and is a predicted model, not a curated record. The transcript is spliced from 3 exons.
CAAAAUAUCACGUAUGCAAUUUUUAUUGCUUUUUUGGCUUUUGGUUUUGAAAGCUUUCAAUUAUUAUCACAUACAAAAUCGACAUUUAUUCAAGAAAAAAGGAAACUCGAUUUCACCCCACCGAUAAACCUUCUUCGUAUUAUCGUACUUUAAAGCAAUUAAACAGCCACCAACAACAAAAAAGCAAGCACUUUUUAUUUCUUUCUCAUGAGUCUUGGGGACAUGCAGCCCACGGAGCCCCGUUCGCGAAGACGAGGCCAAGAGCAGCGGCAAUCUGCUCGCCAGUCAAAUUCUCCUCGGCGCAGCAUGCAAAGCAACGGAGCAACAGCAAGCCAAGGCAACGCUCCCAGAGGAGAACACCGAGUACCUAAAUCCAAAGCAUUUACUGUCUCAACCCCUACCACUGGGAAUGAAAUUGGUCUGGCAUCAUCUGGGACCACAGAAGGGAAUUCACUUGAAACACAGCGCUCUUCGGUAGAGGCGGCGUCGAGAGACAUUAGCCGUAUGCUUUUUCUGGCUGGAUCCUCCGCCGCUGUUGCACAGUCGCCUAUCAUUAGAUACACAGCUGAGGAAUUGCUAGCGCUGCGCGAGAGUAGUCUUAUUCGGCUGCCGUUGGACUUUUCUCCGUAUACGCCGUUAAGGCCCGGGUCGCAGGUGAAGCUGCCUGAAAUAACACAGGCCACCAUUGAUGCCAAACUGUCACUGGGAAACCCGUACAUCGGCCUUGAACAUAUUCCUCGGACUCAGAAAGACAUUGUUCUGGCGCCGCAGCGGUCAGCAAACUUGGCGCAUCGCGGGCAGAACGCGUCGCAACGAGUUUUCGGAGUUCCGCGCAAUAACGGUGUCAACAGCAACCAGGUGGUGGCCAUGUUUGAUGGUGGCGUUGUCCCAGAGGGCCGCAACGCCGGCGGCGGUUACGCGUCCAAGGGUUCUAGCACGUCAUCCAUCGGCACUCGCGGCAGUGCGGGGCGGUCUGGCAACAAUGCAGCGGGAGGAGGCCAGUCGACAAAUCGACAACACAACGGCCAUGACAACAGCCGAAGCGGCGUUGUCUCUUGGAGAGCAUCGGGGCCGACACGGACUCCUGGAGGGAGCAUCUCAAUGGCAGCAGCAGCAGCAGCAGCACCCGCAGCAGCAACGCUGUCAAACAACCACGGCCACCUAGGCGAAAUCGCCGAGGGCGGCAAGCCAGAGUGGAUGGACGAUGAUCUUGUUUACGACGAGAACAAGAGCGCGAGACAGAUGCAUGAUAUGGAGGAGUGGAAGCGGCGCAUGAAGGAGGGCGGUGGCACCAAUGGAUCCGCUUUGCAGCUCGGCGGCAACAACCCGAACGCCAUCGAUAUGAGCAGUGGGCUGGCUGCUGAUCAGAUUGAUCAGUCCAGUGCAGGCGGCGAUAAGGGUGCGGUGCGCGGGUCUCGCUUCCUGCGUCUGUUUUCGGCAAAUGAGCAGCAGGCUGACCACGCUGCUGCUGAUUUGUCUGGGUCUACGCUGCCAGUGCCUGGCGGCUUGCUGCAUGACGUGAUGGCGGCAUCGGCAUAUGCCAAUGGUCUGGCGUACCCCAAUGACAGCCUCCAGCAGCCGCAGCAGCAGAGUGGAGACCAGCUGUCCAAACUGUUCAAGGUAUUUGGCAAUAAAGUCAGUCUCGGAGGCAACGCCAACGCCAACGUUCCGGUGCCAGGGCCGGCCGCAGCAGCGUCGGCGAACGGCUGGGCGGCACACGAAUCGCAGAACGCAGCGCUGGCGAUGCACAACGCCCAGGCGCUAAACAGCAUGCACGCAGUAGAGUCCAUGCGGAUGGCCAUGCUCAUGCAGGCGGCGGCCAACGACACCUCGGUGAUGGGCCAGCAUAUUGAAGCGGUCGCCCAGCAAUCGGCAGCGAUCUCGGCGGCGCCAGCACCCCUUGGCUUGGCACCAAUGUCCUCUGCGGCGCAACCCAGAGUCUAUCGCCGCCAGUGGCGGCAGCGACAUCGGUGGCCGGCCAGCGCGUGCGGACAUCCAGCCCAGCACCGAUCAACGAGGCGCUGCGCGGCAUCGUGCCACAUCGGUGUUCCGCAAGAGCGUCCAGGGCGGCGGUCAUUCGGCUGGCUACAAGCGCCCCGAAAGCAUGCCGGCGUCGCGCGCAGCAACCCCAGCGCGCAGUCUGCCGUCGUGGCUCGUGGAGCUGUCGCGUGGUGGCGCUUCGCCCGCGAGCGACCCAGCCAACGGCGCCGCACUGGCGGCCAACGAGUCGUUGCUGGGCGUGCACGACGCGGCAGGGUCGCUGGAGCGCGAAUUCCCGGCGCUGGGCAUCAAGGCGCAGCAGGCGGACAACCGGUCGGUGUCGUCACUGUCAGUGCAGCCGUCUGUCGGUGCGCCCAGCGAGGCUAACUCCGAGGCUGCGCAGAACCCAGAGGUGCAGCCUAUGGCCAUGCACCAGAUGGCGGUCGGCGGUAUUGCGAUGCCUGCGCCUGAGCCAAUGCAGCAGAUGCACCAUGCCAUGCCGCCGCCGCAAGGCAU